Molecule: messenger RNA, 3277 nt
Organism: Cuscuta europaea
Lineage: Eukaryota; Viridiplantae; Streptophyta; Magnoliopsida; Solanales; Convolvulaceae
Source: the annotation of a GenBank genome assembly
UAAAAGCUCUGGGGAAGCGUCAAGACUAAGCUUCUCUAUGCCGGAGUGCCGGACUCCUCUCUCUAUAUAACCCCCGCCAGUGUACUCAGAAAACCCCAGCCGUUCUCAUUGUCUCUGAAAUGGGAUCAUUGGGAUGCAUAGAUAAAGACGCGACAUCGUUCACACUACCACCAGGCUGCAGGUUCUACCCUUCCGAGGAACAAAUCCUCUGCUACUACCUCCCGGAGAAGAAUGGCGGCGAUCAUCGCGAUGGCAUUAACGUAAUCAAGGAGAUCAACCUGUACAAUUUUGACCCUUUCAAUUUACCCGACGCUUCCUGCUAUCGGUUCGGCCGCGGUGGGAGGCGACGGCACUGGUUUUGCUUCGUCGCUAGGAAAUUAAAGGAUAGAAGAUCCAGGAGGGCAGGAGGCGGGUAUUGGAGAAGGAAAGGGAGGAUUAGGGUUGUCUACGAGAAAGGUGCUGGGAAAGUUGUGAUUGGAAUGCGUAAUUGUUUCGCUUUCUAUUUGGGGGAAUCUCUUAAGACUGCUAUGAGGACUGACUGGUUUAUGUAUGAGUACGCACUGCCCAAUGCGGCUGCGUUCGUCUUGUGCCGAAUUUUUGUUAAAUCACCUCGUGGAAAUAUUGGGUCAGAAAAUGUGUUAAGUUCAUGUGCUGAAGAAAGUGUUGCAACAGUUCGUCACAUUGGUAUUCAGUUUAAUGGAGUCACAAAAUCCGCUACUGAAGAAGAAGUGCAGGAUGAGAAAAAAGACAUUUUGAAUUUCCCAGUGGAAAGUGUCAGCAAAUUAGAGAUUCCUGUUAGUGAACCUCAUGGGGACUGGACGAUAUCAACUGCUCAUUUUAAUGCUGGUGCUACACUCUUUGAAGCAGUGUCUUCUGAGGAAAUAUUAGGCCUUCUGGAAGGAGAUUAUAUUGAGCUGAAUGACCUUCUUUGCCCGCUUCUUGGUUUUGACUGAUUUCAUUUUAAUGUCAAUUAUUAUAUCAAUACAAGGACUUAAGAGGCACAAUUGGGUUCCAGGAUAUUUCCAAUUCAAAGAAAAUGGUAUGGAUUAUCGCUAAUUAGUGAUGAAAAAAGCAACUCAACUGCAAGACAACGGGGGCUUCUUCACUUAUAGUGAUCCAGCUAUCUGAAAGAGUGGACCAUUUCCAGUGAUACAUACCGUUAUGUACCUCAUACAUUUAAGUAUGUGUUUAUAAGAUAUAUUGGUGGUUGAAAGCCUGGAGAUAUGAAAUGUUGUCUGUCCUUUGGUGACAAGUGUGCCUUGGCACAAAUCGUCUGGCUUACAAGGUACUUGCUGUAUUUAAUUUUGAUCAGUGCCGAUUAAAAAGAGAUUUGCAUUAUGGAUUUAUGUGGCCUUGCUGAUUUUUAAUUAUGUCAUUUAUAGGGAUGCGUUUGGGGGUUAACACGGUAUGUGUCAUGAUUAUUGAAUUAAUUUCACUUUUGGUCCUACGAGUUUCAUGUUAAUUCCACAUUUAGUUCACAUCUUUCACUUUGUCCACUUUUGGUACUUGACUAGUGUUUUUUGACUAUUUGUGGUCCUUCUCCAUUGAUUUUAAUCACCGGAAACAUUGUCUGAAGAACCAUAUAUGGUUGAAAACACAAUAGUCAUGUAUCAAAAGUUGACAAAGUGAAAGACGUGGACUAAAUGUGAAAUUGACAUCAAACUCGUAGGACUAAAAAUGGAAUUUAUUCCAUGAUUAUUUAUGUAAAAAGUCAAAGUAUGUUCUACAUGCCAAGCCAUUUUGGCCAUUCUCCUGAAGGUGGAAUGAAACUGCUCCGUGAUCUAUCAUCCUCAAUGUUGAAAACUCUAUCCUCUCUUAUCUGAGUUUUUUGCAGACAUCUUUUUCUUUUAAUAUAAUUUAAUUAAACAUCAAACUUGGUCGUUUGAACUUUGAAGGAGAUGAAACUCAUACAAAUGUACUGCUUAUGAAAUCAAUCUUCCGUGAACCAGCUCAUAAUUGCAGCAUUUGAUGGUACUUGAAUGUACUUCUCUAUGUUUGAAUUUCAAAAUACAUCUAACAGAUUCAUUCUUUUUUGAAUGUAUAACUUUGUUCAGUGCUACUCCUUGGUUUCCUUUAAAGGUUUGCACAUUUGUUAUUGUGGCUGAUGUAAGGCAGAUUCUGUUUGCAUUGUAGCCGUAGAGGACAUAUAUUGAGAAUGUGGUUCAAAAGCCGUAGCUGUAUACUUGCUGUUUGCAUUUUGUAUACGGAACUAAGGUGGUGUUUGUGAUGGCUCAUAAUUUUUAAAAGCGAUUUAUUAAGAGAUUUUUGAAAAAGUUAUUAAUAGUAAAAUCAUGUGGUGUUUGCGGAUAGAAUUGAUUUAAAUUAAAAUGUAAAAGUUGAAGUGUUUAAUAAAAAAAUGAUUUAUAUGUAAUAUAUUAUCAAAAUACAAAAUACCCUUGUACAAAUUAAAUAAUGAAUCUAAAUUGAAGAGUGAGAGCUACUCAGCCGUCUUUUUGGCCUCUCCAUAAGUCCAUAGAUUUACCAUAGAUAUACGUAUUGACAGGGAUGGAUCUACUAUAGGGGGAGGUAGUGGGGGCAGCUGCCCCCUCUCAAUCCAUACUCAUCCGGUCAUCCCCUAUACAUAUUAAAAUUUUUGUAUAUAUACAUAUAUGCGAUUAAUGUCGUUAUAUGUUCAAUGGAUAUAACCAAGCAUUCCAGUCCAGUUGGUUGUGAGGUUACUGUGCGUAGUGGAAGGUCUCGAGUAGGGGUGAACCGGUUCGGGUCCGAUUCGGAUCUGGGUCCGGCCGGGCCUCGGUUCAUGAAAGGGGAGGCUCGGAACUGGCCCGGGUCCAGUCCGGGCUAGGCCAGGCCGGGCCUCGAUUCAUGUAAUUUUUUUUGGCUUUUCCUAAUUAACCCCCAACCCUCCCCCCUCACCCCAAACCACCUCAAAUGGCCCAUCAUACCUAGUCCAACCCAAAAACUUAAAAGAAAUUCAAAAAAAAAGAAAAAUAAAUUGGCCCGGAUAGGGCCCGAACCGGCCGGGCCAGUUCACUAUUUAGCCGGGCAUGAAUCGCCUACCUCACCGGGCCGGGUGGCUUGAACCGGGCACCAACCGGUUCACCGGGCCGGUCCGGGCCUGCACAGUAGCGGGCCGGUCCGGUUCUGGGCCGGGCCAACCGACCCGAGUCCACUCCUAGUCUCGAGUUCGAAACCAGCUAGACACAUAAGGGUUUGAAGCUCAAUGGAGUGAGUUUCAGCCCUGAUAGAUUAAUCCAUGCCUCCCCAGCCCCCUCCCCUAGACCUCCCUAGAGUAAAAAAAUGUUCAAUGAACUCCCAC